AUGUUGGAUUAUUACGAGCAGCUUGCUGCUAGUCCUUACAAUGAUUCUCUUAAGGUUCUUGAGGCUGAUAUUCAGCAUGCCAAUAUGCUGGCAGCUUCCAUCCCCAGACGCAAGAGUGGUACGGUUCUUCAAAUGAAAUUGGUUUACAAUCACUUGGCACCCAUUUUCCUGUUUUUGCUUCAAUGGAUUGAUUGCUCCUCUUCAUGUUUACUUUCAAGUUACUUAAAUCUUUUCCACAUAAUUGUAUAUAAGGUGCGCACAGAUGGGAGGUCAAAUAUCUCUUCAUGUGGAAGGAAAGCCACCGUCAGUGAAUUCUACAAUGUUAUAUUACCAUCCCUUCAGCGUCUCCAUGGUGAUUCAUUGGAGAUGGAUAUCACCCAAGAGGAAGCUCUAGAGAUGGCUGUUAGGAAGAGAUAUGAGGAUAAGCUAAAGCUUUCAGAUGUAGACUUGGAGAGAGAAAAUGAGUGUGGCAUCUGCUUGGAGCCUUGUACCAAAAUGGUUUUGCCAAACUGUUGCCAUGCCAUGUGCAUUAAUUGCUACCGCGAUUGGAACACAAGAUCGGAAUCGUGCCCGUUCUGCCGAGGAAGUAUAAAGAGAGUGAAUUCAGGGGACUUGUGGGUUCUGACCUGCGGCAGUGAUGUGGUUGACACUCAAACUGUGUUGAAGGAGGAUAUGUUGCGGUUCUAUCUUUUUAUUAACAGCCUGCCAAAAGAUCUCCCGGAUGCUCUAUUCUUAAUGUAUUAUGAGUACUUAAUUUGA
This is a messenger RNA of Prunus armeniaca (apricot), 759 nucleotides long. NCBI's taxonomy places the organism in Eukaryota, Viridiplantae, Streptophyta, Magnoliopsida, Rosales, Rosaceae. The record is from the annotation of a GenBank genome assembly.